Messenger RNA from Miscanthus lutarioriparius, 801 nucleotides. The record is from the annotation of a GenBank genome assembly. NCBI's taxonomy places the organism in Eukaryota, Viridiplantae, Streptophyta, Magnoliopsida, Poales, Poaceae.
AUGCACCACCGCCCCUCCUCCUCCUCCGCCGACGCCGCGUCGUCGUUGCCGCUCUCCCCCGCCGACGGCUUCCUCCGAGUGAAGGACGGCGUGGACGGGAUGAUCAAGUACGUCGCCAACGAGCCCUCCGUCGGGCUCUACUUCGUCCAGCAGCACGCCCGGGCCUCCAUGCCCCUCCUCCUCGACGUCAAGGGUAAGCUUGCAGAAAAGACUCAUGAGGUGACACUGCGCACAGAAGACAUGGAGGAUUCUAUCUGCGCUGUGAGAUCCAUGGCUGAUUUUGGACUUCCACUUGUUGAUGACAUGAUCAAGGACAUAAAUAGAUCACUGCAAAUAAUGUCAAAGAUCCAGCCAAAGAGAGGGUUGAUCCAGAACCCCAGUUGGGGGUUCCAGUCAAGGAAAAGCUCAGGAACUUGGGAUGAAUUGGGCUCUACCAAUGGAAGUAGCAGCAGGAACUACUUCUCUUCAAUGUUCAACACUGCGAAGCAAAAGGCAUCCAGUCUCAGGUGGCCACAGCCUGAUUUUACAAUGAAAGAUGAUGGUAGCGAGAAUUCAGCAUCUUCUGCUGCCCCAGAAUCGUCACAAGCUGGUGGACAAGGUGCAUCUACACCAGAUACAGAAAAGGAUGAACUCCCCAUUUCAAGUCGGUUGUCAGAUGGUACGACUGCAAUGAACCGUAGCUUGCCUGCUACUGGCGUCUCCGAAACAGUGGAGGCUUACAAUAAGUUCAAAGAAGAACAGGAACUAAAACUUCAGGAGUGGCUUAGAGACUCUGAAGAAGCUGUCGGCGAUAAAGACUGA